UCACGAUACACGAAACGUUAUAUAAGAUUCGUUAAGCUGAUCAUUGGAGGGGGGAGCGGGGGAAUGGCGUCUUGGAGCUCCAGCUCUUUGAGCGCAAUCUAUCAAAUUCUUGGAUGGUUUGCGUUUGCAGUGUGGUCGAUCAGCUUCUACCCGCAAGCGCUGCUCAAUUACCGGCGAAAGAGCGUCGUGGGAUUGAACUUCGAUUUCCAGGUGCUCAAUUUCACCAAGCAUUCCUCGUAUCUCAUCUACAACGCCGCCGUCUUCUUCAGCCCUGUCGUCCAAAGGCAGUACCACGACAAGUAUGGUCGUGACGAGCUGAUUCCAGUUGCUGCAAACGACGUUGCGUUCUCGAUCCACGCCGUGCUCCUCGCAGGAUUCACAAUUGUGCAAAUUUUCCUGUACGAGAGAGGAGGACAAAGGGUGUCCGAGGCUGGAGUUUUGGUGUCCCUGGGAGCUUGGCUAGCCGGAUUGACCGGUCUCAUCGUCGCAUUUCCCAGCGGCCGCUGGCUAUGGCUCGUCCAAGUUUUCAACAUCAUACAAAUGGUGAUGGCAGUGAUCAAGUACAUCCCUCAGGCUUGGAUGAACUUCAGGAGGAAGAGCACCGUUGGCUGGAGCAUAGCAACCAUUCCCCUCGAUUUGUCGGGGGGAAUCGCCAACAUUCUCCAGAUGGCAGUGCAAUCCAUCGACCAACGCUCCACCAUGAACUUCUCCGGGAACGUUGGCAAACUGGGAAUCUCGCUGGAAUGCAUCGCUUUCGACAUUCUCUUCAUCUUUCAGCACUACUUCCUCUACUACAAAGCUGACAAGGUCGAUGAGCUUGAUGCCGCUUACUACUACGAAGUCCUGGAGAACGAUCCAGAGCAGGCCAAGACCGGCCAAGUCAAUGAUCAGAUAAAAAAACCGUGACACAGAACAUUUGUAUAUAUAUGACCAGUCGGUUUUUACAAAAAGAGGGAGCAACGAAACCACGAGAUUGGUGAUAGUCGCUCACACAUUUCGGUGCUCCUUUGCCACUUCCUCAUCUGAUAGAGGGUCGUAGCUCUGAUCUUCCUGGAGCCGCUUCCGCUGGCUUGCCUUGCUGAAGAAGACGAGACACAGAAUUAAUCACUAAACUUCUCAGGAACCUGUC
Molecule: messenger RNA, 1129 nt
Organism: Selaginella moellendorffii
Lineage: Eukaryota; Viridiplantae; Streptophyta; Lycopodiopsida; Selaginellales; Selaginellaceae
Product: cystinosin homolog
Exons: 8
Coding region: 64-906 (280 amino acids)
Biological process (GO): L-cystine transport
Cellular component (GO): vacuolar membrane
Molecular function (GO): L-cystine transmembrane transporter activity
Source: RefSeq, a predicted model, not a curated record